Messenger RNA from Beta vulgaris subsp. vulgaris (sugar beet), 1551 nucleotides. RefSeq names its product protein GAMETE CELL DEFECTIVE 1, mitochondrial. The record is from RefSeq and is a predicted model, not a curated record. The transcript is spliced from 3 exons. NCBI's taxonomy places the organism in Eukaryota, Viridiplantae, Streptophyta, Magnoliopsida, Caryophyllales, Amaranthaceae. Bases 125 to 1090 code for a protein of 321 amino acids.
AUUGUGCACCCAAGUGCAUAAUCCACGCUUUCCCGUUUGACGUUAAUGACUGAUGAGUGCUUCCAUUUGUAAUCUUUGAAGACCACUCACAGAGUCCGUCACCCCCAACACAAAAAACACUAAAAUGUCAAAACUUGCUAAAUCCACCACCACUUUCCUCUUCUCCAAUUCAUCUCUUCUCCACCACUUUCACCUCUUCUCCACCUCCUCCCUCUACAACAACAACAACAACAACAACAACAACAACUCGAACAACAACAACAACAACACCAGCAACAAAGAUGACAGUUGGAACGACGCCUGGGAAACAGCGUGGCUUCCUGACAAUCUCUCCGGCAAAAACACGCGCAGUCCUUGGGAAUCCGACGUUAAUUUCGGCCUUAUCCCCGACAACGCCGACCCUGAAACGAAAGCAUUUGUUGAGGACAUGAAUGACAAUUGGGAGAACCGCCGCAACAAAAGAGAUAACCCAAUUCACAACGAGCAAAUAAAGCAGGAACAAAGUAAUAAUGAUAACAACAAUGGCAAUGUUGGGUUGUAUAGUUUGGAGAAUGUUAAGAGGGAUUAUCGAUUGAAAAAGCAAAGAAUUCAUGCUGCUCUUUGGAUGAAACAGAUUGAAUUGUUAGAUGAAGCUAAAUUAGGUGGUGGAAAUGCUGAUCAUAUUGAUAGGCUGCUUGAUAGCUGCUCUGAGAUAUUUGACUCUGCUAGCAAUGAUCUGAAUGACACAAAAGUUCCCAGCACUUCCGAGUAUAAAAACAAGCCUGAUGGUUGGGAAACAACAUCCAAAUCGGAAGAUGACAAUGUAUGGGAAAUGUCACAGAGAGAAGAAGAUAUCCUUAUGCAAGAAUUUGAGCGUCGAAUGGCCUUUUGCAAGUUUCAGAUAGCAAGUUUUAUCAAGACACACAUAUUUAGCCGGAGGAGACCAAUUGACGGAUGGAAAUACAUGAUCGAGGUUAUAGGACCCAACGCCAGAAAAGGUAAAGGUAGUGUUUCAAGGUUACCAGGUCUUGCAGAUCCUGCAACUCAACCAUUCACGGAGGAAAGAACACCAAGAGUUGGUGGUCGCCUCACCUCGCGUAGGGCCAGAUAACUCCCCCCUGGAAAUCUUCAUGAAAGUGGUCGAUUGAUCCAUAUACCUGAUGUUGAAACUAGGACGAAAUGACAUGGAUCAAUCUAAUCAUCACUUACCAAGUCCUGCUUGCAUCAUUAUACUUGGUAAUCUGCUGCAGCUACUGAAGCUGGCAUGACUACCCUGUCAACUGACACAUGACCCUCAUAUGUGAUCUUACUCCUUCGUUACCGUCCACAACAGAUGCUUCCCCAGUUCUCUUUCGAGCUUCCUUUGUGUGACCAAACAAUAUGAAUCAUGUUGGCAGAAGAUUCCAAUUUUCUGUAUUUGUGAGUUAUAUGUAUUGAUCCAGCCAUCCAAGGAUAGGUGAUUAAGAAUCUAGUGCUUAGGUUUUUUCUCUUUACAAGAAUUACAACCAGUGCAUCUUUAGGAUAUCUGAUACUCUUGCUGGCUUAUAUAAUUCAGUGGUAAGUUUCAUUGUA